Messenger RNA from Syngnathus typhle (broad-nosed pipefish), 2770 nucleotides. Its product is annotated as loricrin-like. Gene Ontology annotation, biological process: binding of sperm to zona pellucida; positive regulation of acrosome reaction; egg coat formation. Bases 53 to 2725 code for a protein of 890 amino acids. Gene Ontology annotation, molecular function: acrosin binding. The record is from RefSeq and is a predicted model, not a curated record. Gene Ontology annotation, cellular component: extracellular matrix. The transcript has 8 exons. Lineage: Eukaryota; Metazoa; Chordata; Actinopteri; Syngnathiformes; Syngnathidae.
GCGCCUCUUGUCCUUACAGCAUCUGGUGGGGAUCACUGUUUGCUGUGGGUCCAUGAGAAUGAAGCACACCGCUGCGUGCCUUGCGGCACUGGCCCUGCUCGGCAGCGUCUGCAUCGGAUUUCAGGUGCCCCAUGAUGAGGAGCAGGCCAAGCAUGUACUUGAGAGGCCGCUCACCUGGAGCUACCCUGAAGGGCCCACGAAUCCGGUCGCGCCUGUGCCCGAUUUCGAGCUCCGGCACCCCGUCCCUGCAGCAACCGUUUCAGUGGAGUGCGGAGAGAGGCAAGCGCGCGUGGAGGUCCAGUUGGACUUUUUUGGAAUAGGCCAGUUCAUCAAGCCCUCUGACCUGACGCUGGGUCCUUGUGGCGCAGUGGCUGAGGACACUCAAGCCCAUGUGCUGAUAUUCCAGCCUGAGCUGCAAGACUGCGGUAGCAUUUCGCGAACGACAGACGAUGCUCUCAUCUACACUUUUUCUCUCAACUAUAACCCCACAAGGCUGGGUGAAUCCCCUGUUGUGAGGACCAACGAAGCUGCCGUGAUUGUGGAAUGUCACUACCCAAGGCACCACAACGUGAGCAGCCUCCCACUCGACCCACAAUGGAUACCAUUCUCUGCAGUCAGGGUUGCAGAGGAGUUCUUAUACUUCACUCUUACCCUGAGGACCGACGACUGGAUGUACGAGAGGCCUCGUUACCAGUACUACCUGGGAGACAUGAUCCGUAUCGAGGCCUCCGUCAGGCAGUACCACCACGUGCCCCUACGCGUUUUUGUGGAAAGCUGUACGGCUACCCUCUCGCCCGAUAUGAAUUCCAGCCCAAGAUAUACCUUCCUUGAACAGGGGUGUUUAAUUGACGCGAGGAUCACAGGCGCAGAGUCCAGGUUCAUGCAACGAACAGCAGAGAACAUGCUCCAGUUCCAGUUUGAGGCAUUCAGGUUCCAGGGUGCAGACAGCGGCAUGCUUUACAUUACCUGCCACUUGAGAGCCACGUCGAACGGCCACGACAUUGAUUCUGAACACAGGGCCUGCUCCCACAUACAGAACGGCUGGAGGGAGGCCAGUGGCGUGGAUUCAGCAUGCUCCUCCUGUAAUGGCCUUGAUGGAAAUCAACAACCAGGCAACCCUUGGAACCCUGGUGACCCUCAUCAAGGCGGAGGAGGCGGCUCUCAAACAGGAGGCAUUGGCUGGACCACCGGUGGUGGAGGCGGCUCUCAAACAGGAGGUGGUUCUCAAACAGGAGGCAUUGGCUGGACCACCGGUGGUGGAGGCGGCACUCAAACAGGAGGCGGCUGGACCACCGGUGGUGGAGGCGGCUCUCGAACAGGAGGCGGCUCUCAAACUGGAGGCGGCUGGACCACCGGUGGUGGAGGCGGUUCUCAAACAGGAGGCGGCCGGACCACCGGUGGUGGAGGCGGCUCUCGAACAGGAGGCGACUCUCAAACUGGAGGCAUUGGCUGGACCACCGGUGGUGGAGGCAGCUCUCAAACAGGAGGCGGCUGGACCACCGGUGGUGGAGGCGGCUCUCAAACAGGAGGUGGCUCUCAAACAGGAGGCGGCUGGACCACCAGUGGUGGAGGCGGCUCUCAAACAGGAGGCAACUCUCAAACUGAAGGCACUGGCUGGACCACCGGUGGUGGAGGCGGCUCUCAAACAGGAGGUGGCUCUCAAACAGGAGGCAUUGGCUGGACGACCGGUGGUGGAGGCAGUUCUCAAGCAGGAGGUGGCUCUCAAACAGGAGGCAUUGGCUGGACCACCGGUGGUGGAGGCGGCUCUCAAACAGGAGGCGGCCGGACCACUGGUGGUGGAGGCGGCUCUCAAACAGGAGGCGGCCGGACCACCGGUGGUGGAGGCGGCUCUCAAACAGGAGGCAUUGGCUGGACCACCGGUGGUGGAGGCGGCUCUCAAACAGGAGGCGGCUGGACCACCAGUGGUGGAGGCGGCUCUCAAACAGGAGGUGGCUCUCAAACAGGAGGCGGCUGGACCACCGGUGGUGGAGGCGGCUCUCGAACAGGAGGCGGCUCUCAAACAGGAGGCGGCUCUCAAACAGGAGGCGGCUGGACCACCAGUGGUGGAGGCGGCUCUCGAACAGGAGGCGACUCUCAAACUGGAGGCAUUGGCUGGACCACCGGUGGUGGAGGCGGCACUCAAACAGGAGGCGGCUGGACCACCGGUGGUGGAGGCGGCUCUCGAACAGGAGGCGGCUCUCAAACUGGAGGCGGCUGGACCACCGGUGGUGGAGGCGGUUCUCAAACAGGAGGCAGCUGGACCACCGGUGGUGGAGGCGGCUCUCAAACAGGAGGCGGCUGGACCACCGGUCGUGGAGGCGGCUCUCAAACAGGUGGCGGCGGAAGUGGUGGAAGUGGCGGUGGCAAUGACGGUGGCGGUGGAGGAAAUCAACCAAGGGAACAAACCUGGACCACUGGCUCCACUGGACAUACCAACACAGGCACUUCCUGGGCUACUGUCACUAACAUUGGUGGAGGAACCUCUGGAACGGGCAUCUGGCUAAAGACUGGAAGAGGCAAAGACGAACCAGAAAAACAAACUGUUACUUGGAACCCCACUGGUCCCGGACAAAGUGGCGCAAGCACUACUUGGACCGUAACCAGCUCAACUGGUAGCAGUACAAGGGGUGAAAGAAAGAGGCGUUCGGUGAAAUCAGAUCAAGUUUAUGAAUGGAGAGGUGAUGUCACACUGGGUCCCUUCGAAAUUGCAGAGAAAGUCGUUUGAAGUCAACAUUCCAACGUGGCGAUGGAAAUAAACAUUCUGAUUGGA